GGUCAAUGGAAACGCCAGUUUGUUUGAGCUCGUUCUAAUCCGUUUUUGAUCGUUUCCACUAAGCUGGGUUAAGAUGUACCCAGGGUUAAAAUGUGUCCUUAGCCCUCUACAAUUUAUAUAAAUCAGAUUUAGAUUAUUUAAAUUGAAACUGAAGGACGCACAGCUGUGAGAGAAGUCAGUUUUUCAACAGCAGUCCUUGAAUUUUUUUUAUAACGCUGUUGUUGUUGUUGCUGUUGUUGUUGUAGGUGGAUCUAAAUUUACCCGGGUUUGGCAUUCCCACUAGCCCACAGAUGAGUUAAAAGAUACCCGGGUAAAAAAAUGAUUCACUUGGAGGCCCGUUUUUAAACUUGUCCGUUUUUCUAGUGGGUUAGUGGGAACGCAACGCAAAAACGGAUAACUUUUCACCCGUUGUUGUUUUAAGCCGGGCUAGUGGAAAGGCUGCCUGAGAAGUAUAUCAUAUAUACGGAGAUUUUUGUUGGUACAAAAACUGUAGACCACUAAAUAUCUUUGAACGCUAGGAGCGCUGUCUUGAUGAGACGUUGUCAUGUCAAUUGAAAGAUAUAUCAGGUCACGAACGAGGUUAUCGGAAUCACUUGAGAUGCAGGGUUUACAUUGAAAAGUGAAGCAGGUGUAUGUAUGCAACAAGAGCCCUGCCGACAAGUGAAUGUGGAAUCAGUGGGUAUUGAUGAAAACCAACUGUAGGUUAAGCUGCGUCAAUCAAGAAAAUAGGGUAUUCAAUAAAGAGGGUUUGCACGUAAGACGGGAUACUGAAUAGUGCAAUUAAAAUAUACAACAGACUCUGAUAAAGAUUGAAAAAAUCUUCCAAUAUGAAUAGAUGUCGUAAAAUGAAUUGCCUGCAAUAGUUAUUAAGUGUCAGAUCACCUGUGUAUACUUCAAUGUGAUAUCGUGAUUAUAGAUUUCAGUUAUCGUCAAUUUAGAAAUCAGUCCAAAAUGCCUGUCGAUAAAAAUGGGAUAUCAGUCGCAGAGGACCACAAAAAAAACACCACUAAAGAGGAUGAUUCAGUUUUAAACGCUGCUGAAUCUUUGACAGUUCAUGCCUUUCCACGAAUUUUCAACUCUAAGAAUUGGGUUUUCAAAGUCUUCUGGUUUCUGAUACUGAGCGGAGCACUGGGUGUUUUAAUUUGGCUAAUAUAUCAACGUGUGACUGACUACAAGAAACAUGAGGUUUAUAUUAAAAGGGAAUCAAACGUUGUACAACCGUUGCCUUUCCCAGCAGUCACUGUUUGCAAUUCCGAUCGCUUUUCGGGCAUUCCAGUGAAACAAUUUCCAAUGGACAACAAAAUUUGCAGUGAUGCUACAACCAGUAAAUCUACAGAACGUCAAGAUAUCGAAUUCAAUAAAGCGUGUAGAAUGUUUCUUAGUGGCUUCAAAGAUACAUUUAGAUUUGGUGGAAAAGAUUUGCCAGGGUUCCCAGACCAGUUUACGUCAUCAAACGGUGCAUAUCCGUGUUUCACAUUUAACAAAAACGGCAAAGCACAGCAGAAUGUUUCAGGGGGUGGCAAAGGAUUGGACAUGAUCUUCUUCUCUGACCCUAAUGACAUUUAUCAUUCAGAAAUGGUGAAUUUAUCACGUUUUGAUGACCAAAGACGUGGUAUUCUCGUACAGAUACACGACCCAAAUACUGAGGUAUCAUUGGAUCAGUCGUCAAGCAUUACCAUAUCACCUGGCUACUUGACGGAGAUCGUCAUCAAAAGAGUGACAACCAGUAGAAAGAAGCACCCCUUCCCAUCAAAAUGCCACACAUCCGAAACAACAAAGUACAAAUUAAUUGGUGGGAGGUACACGAGGUCAAAUUGCAUUUCAUCUUGUUUUCAGUUGAAACUGCAAGAGGAAUGCGGAGACAUUAUGAAGCCAAACAAAUCAGCCACACAGAUAUUGUGCGAGAGCGAUAUGUACAGGAGACAACCAAUUGAAGACUGUCAAUGUCCUCAACCUUGUUAUGAAGUCGCCUUUCCCAGAAUGGUUUCUGUCAGCGUCUGGCCUCGAAUGUUUCAAUUUGAAUCAUUAAAAGAUGAUUUCUCUAAAAUGGCGAAUACGUCUGAUAACAUGACGUUACAAUAUAUGCAAAAGCGGUUUUCUCAAGUUAAAAUCUACUACCAAGAUUUGUUGGAGACAAAAUUAAGCGAAGAGGAGCUGUACGGAAUUACAAAUUUGCUCAGUGAAGUCGGAGGACUGAUGGGGCUUUUGAUUGGUUCGUCAGUUAUUUCGGUCGUAGAAAUCAUUUGGCUGUCUGGAAUAAUUAUCAAAAAGCUGUUUGGUAGUGCUGUCUCACAUACAAGGAAAGAGCCAAAGAAAACAAAUACGAUAAAAAGUUCCACGAUGCAGUUGUAUCCCGUUAAGUUCUACUCCAAAUAAUCCCGCCGUUUAAUAAGUCGUACUGACUUUCAAUUCUGUGGGAUUUUUCUCUCUUACUCGACUAAAACUUGUAUCCCAGAUAAGUCGGACAUUCGCAAAGGCAGACUAUUCUCGUAUUCUCUUUGAAGGCCCAACUUAAUAGGAUUCAGAUGUAGCUGUUUGCAAGCACUGAUCAUUUAGAAAGUGCAACUGGGCAAACAGGGGCGGAUCUAGAAAGUAUUCUGACUGUCGCACACAAGGGUGUGGUCGGAAAUAUCAUUCUUGACCACACCCAUAGUUUUUAAGGAUAUUCGCCCCUUUCUCAUUUGAGCAAUCGACACGCACAUUAAAUUGGCUUUAUUUAGAACGUUGUCAAACUGUUGUUUAUUCCUUAUCUGAGUUUUCAAUUGAUACUACAGAAUCAUUUGUGUUGUUUCUUAGCCAAGCGUAAAGCAAGAAACAACUUGAAAUUCUUAAACGUAUUGACACGGUUUUCCUUUCAUAAUCAGGCAAACAUUCGAGUCGUCUCUCUGGAUUUGUUUAUGGUAUACGAUGACAAACCAGGCCACGCAAAAAAUGAAAAAUAUCAUUACAAUGAAUUUUCAUAACUAACAAAAUAGAACAAAUGUACACAAAUAUUCAUAAAAACCUGCACUAAUAACUAGUAUUUUUUAAUAGCUAAACCAAAUCAGCGUGAAAACAUGUAUUUUACUCCGAAGAAACCCCUUCGAAUUCAGGGGAAUACCCAAGCAAGUAAACUUUACCCGGAAAUAUCUGAAAGCUGAUAAGGAACUGAGAAUCCACAUUGAAAAGAUUCACUUUGAAAGUUUUGUCCAAUUAAAAAUUUCACUCUGCCAACGUCCUGAACAUUAUUUAUUCGCCAGGGCCAAAUCGCAGGUAUCACCCCAGUCCAGGGCAUUUUGACAUUUGUAGGCCCUUGAUCCAUGAAGGAGGUAAUGAAUGUCGAAACUUGAAAACAUCCCGUGUCGAAUGUUACUCUGAAAAUCUAGCGACCUUUGUCUUCCAAAUUACCAGGUUUAACGUAUUCAUUAUACAUGUAGCCAGUCGACUCCAUAACACAAAAUUCCUUCUCGCCAGUGAAAAAAUUCCCCAUGCCAAGCAUAAAUAAGCUCAAAACUGUACCAAGCACGCAAUGAGGACGGAUUAAUCUUUGCCCAUUGGUGCGACCUUACUAAAAAAACAUACUGUGCACCGAAGUUCGCACUAUCUAGCAAUUUCAUUGGUUAAAUAUUUUAAAACAAAAGCUGUGCGAAUCGGUGCGAACGUGCUACUAAUCAUACUGUGCACCGAAAUACCCUAAUCUAACUACAUUGGUACCCUGUUGUUUUUCAGUCAGGAUACUUUGAGAUUUGAAUCAGAUUGAAUCAAGAUCGAGAUUGAAUUAGAGAUGGUGUUUAAGAUUUUGCUUGUGUUUAUGGCCAGGUUUAAAUCAUGCAUGAUUCAGACCUUGGAUCUUCCUGCUCCUGCACGGUGUUCAGUUGUCAAAUAUAACUAAAGCAUAAUUCCCAAGCAAAUACACUUAAAACACAAAUUGGAAAUUUGCCAAUAAGCGAGAAUGUUGUUGUUAAGGAAAAACCUCUUUCGAGACGGAUUCUUAGCAUAAAUUUAAAAGUUUGACUGUCGCAUGUGCGAACGGUGCGAACGUCUAGAUCCGCCCCUGUGGGCAAAGUAACUAUACAUUGGACACGCAAUAACGUAUUUCUCUCGUUAAUUUACAAGUUUUCCUCUACGAAACUACCAAUAAAUAGACUGCGUUUACCGAGAACACCAGAUUUGAAAGGUCUGUCCCUGGAUGAAGCUUUUCCAUAACGCGUCCAUGAAAGCAUGCAUGUUGCUUUAACUUGUCAUCAUCUCUUAGAUGUACCGAGUUUUACAUUGUACACUUAAGUCACUAAAUGCAACAAUCUAGCUGAAGAUAAUCGAACAAAUAUAUUUCCCAGCAAAUUUGGGUUUCUUGUAGACACCACUACGAAAUUUAUAGCCUUCUUUUCCAACACAUACAGCAAGACAGCUUAAGUUGUUUUUGCACCUCCUUGAGGAAAAAUUUCAGGCCAUCCCGCAAAGAAAGCAAUUUGUUGUUAGACCAAUGCAAUAUGUCUUCAUGGCAUUUAAAAUUGAUUUUCGUCAAUUGUUUAACAUUUCAGACACAAAUAAAUUUUUUUGAUAACACUAUGUCCUUUGAAAGCUUUCAGUAAUUAGUUUCUAAACACAGGCAGAGCAAAGCUGCAAUCUGACUCACAAUAAUCACCCGAACUAAAUUCUAAUCAUUUUCAUAAAAUAUGUGAUUAAAUCUACCAUAAUUCUCCCUAGAUUUGUUCUCACCUUCUCA
Rhopilema esculentum is the source of this 4705-nucleotide messenger RNA. RefSeq names its product bile acid-sensitive ion channel. Gene Ontology annotation, cellular component: plasma membrane. Lineage: Eukaryota; Metazoa; Cnidaria; Scyphozoa; Rhizostomeae; Rhizostomatidae. The record is from RefSeq and is a predicted model, not a curated record. Gene Ontology annotation, molecular function: ligand-gated sodium channel activity. Gene Ontology annotation, biological process: sodium ion transmembrane transport.